This is a messenger RNA of Didymosphaeria variabile, 978 nucleotides long. Its product is annotated as short-chain alcohol dehydrogenase. NCBI's taxonomy places the organism in Eukaryota, Fungi, Ascomycota, Dothideomycetes, Pleosporales, Didymosphaeriaceae. The transcript has a single exon. The coding region runs from base 1 to 978 and encodes 325 amino acids. The record is from RefSeq and is a predicted model, not a curated record.
AUGCCGUCCCUCGAAUUCAUGAAAGCGGUGUGGACCCAACACUAUCCGCCCGCCCCAACCUUCACAGAGAAGAACAUCACUGAACAGAAAGGCAAAGUUUUCCUCAUCACAGGCGCAAACCAAGGUCUCGGAUACGAACUGGCGAAGAUGCUCUACCCAACAGGCGCAACAAUAUACAUGGCGAGCCGUUCUGAGGAGCGCACACUCCAAGCCAUCCACAAGAUCCAGGAAGCCUACCCAGACGUCGCGACACCAGGGACCCUUAAAUAUCUGCACGUAGACAUGGCAGACCUACCGAGCGUGAAGCACGCCGCAAUCGAAUUCGCCGCCCAGGAAGAGAAACUAGACGUUCUAUGGAACAAUGCUGGAAUCGGCGGCGCACCACUUGGAACGACGACAGCACAAGGCCUCGAAGGCCAUAUCGGAACGAACUGCGUCGCGCCGUUUUUAUUCACGCAGCUGCUCCUCCCGCUGCUGCGGAAAGCGGCGACGUCCGCGCCUAAGGGAAGCGUGCGCGUUGUCUGGACCGGCUCGCUGAUGAUAGACACCUUCUCUCCACCCGGUGGCAUCGAUUUCAAAGCCAUCGAAGCAGGCAAGACAACGAAUUCAAGUCCCGAUUACGCCACCAGCAAAGUCGGUAAUUGGUUUCUCAGCCACGAAGCUGCGAAGGCGUGGGGGCCGUAUGGUAUCUACUCUGUGGUACAGAAUCCGGGUAAUCUGAAUACGGAGGCGUAUCGGUAUGUGCCGGGGGUGAUGCGACGGAUAUUGAAAUUUUUGUUCUUGUAUGACACGUAUUAUGGAGCUUACACCAUGGCAUAUGCGGGCUUGAGUGAAGAGGUUGCGAAUGGGGAGUUCAUCUGGCCGUGGGGAAGGAAGGCGAAGAGUCCGAGAGCGGAUAUCUAUGAGGCAAUUGAAAAGGGUGCAGCAGAGCGGUUUUGGAAGUGGUGUGAAGAACAGGCGAAGGUAUGCCUGCACUAA